Molecule: messenger RNA, 1903 nt
Organism: Nerophis lumbriciformis (worm pipefish)
Lineage: Eukaryota; Metazoa; Chordata; Actinopteri; Syngnathiformes; Syngnathidae
Gene: rpz5
Product: rapunzel 5
Source: RefSeq, a predicted model, not a curated record
GUUCCAGAGGGGAAGUGACGAGACCUAGGGAGGGCGAGAGAGAGAGAGAGAGGGAGAGAGAGAGAGAGAGAGUGCAUAUAUACAUCCCAAGGAGGCUGGCGCUCACAUUCCCAGCCGGAUUACUUGGGAGAACACUUGAGAAACAUCUCCAGCUCAGGGUCAUUGAGCAAGCAAGAUUCACAACCAUGGACAGUGUGGCAAACUGGCUGGUGGAGAACAGGGACAAGAUCGAGAAAGGGGUGGACAUCAUGGGUCAAGCCGCGGAGGUGCUGGCCGCCACCGUGGGUCAGAUCCACCCCAUCCUGGAGGCCGUAUUCAUGGCCUCGGCCGAGAUCCUCAACAACCCCGAGAGCAAAGAGGCCAUCUACCUGACUAAGAAGAUAGAAGAGGUCAAUGAGAAGGUGUUGGGCAUCCAGAAUGAGAUUGAUAAAAUUGCUCUGGAGCUACAGAGGACGUCCAUGAACAAGCAGAACUUUGACCGUGAGGCUCAGAUGCUCGGCCAGUAUGAAAAGUUCCAGGAGUUUCUCAACGCCAAGCCAGACUGGAAAGUGAAAAAGAAGGAGAAGUUCCUCAAGUAUUACGAGAACACAGACGGCGACUUGAACUUGGACGCUCUCUACAACGCCGUCAUGGGAGAGAACACUUCAGGCGAUCCCAUGCUGGACACGGUGGUUGCCACAGAGCAGAGGAGCAGGAGGGCAGUGGAGGAAUUCUGCGCUUCGCUGAAGAAGCUUUUCGUCGUCGGCCUCAUCGCCAUCAUGGGCUACGCCGCCCUCAAGGAGGGCGCGGUGGAGAGGGACUUGAUGACUAAGUGGCAGACCCGAAUGGAGGCGGUGGAGAAAAGGAUGAAAACUGCAGUAGAUCAUUGCACAGAGACCUUUAUGGACCAGGCCAAAAUGGACCUGGAGAAACAGCUGGAGGAGAACCCCGGCACAGUCAAUGAGGACUUCACCCGAGCACUGCUGGACUCCCUUGUGAAGAAGUACGACUGGGUCAAGUGGUCGGUCCGAGCCUUCAACGGCAAGGAGCGCAUCUUCUUCUACAACUGGCUGGCAGGGAAGAAGUCCCACGGCAGCGGCGGCGCCAGCUGGUUUGACAUGACCACCAGCAACAAGAUCAAAGUGGUGGUGUCCUUCUGCGUGGACCCUCAGCCCAUCGACAAGAUCCAGAUCAGGGAGCAGAUCGAGAAGCAAAAACUUAAGGGAGACAUGAUGGCGGUGGCGCUGAAUCUGAACAAAUGUUUCCCCAACUGCCUGGUGCACGCCAUCAGCCACUACAAGGAGCUGGUGGAGUCCAACAACUUCAGCGUGGAGACCUACUACUAUGGCAAACAUAAACCAGCCUUCCUGUGCAUCCACCCGCAGUAGGCGGAGAAGAUAGCAUCGUCUCAGUAAAGAUCUUUAAUGGAUUCCUGCUAAUGUCGAGUAAUGAGAUCUGUAACUUCACUCUUGUUAAUACAGUGGGACACGCUUAAGUUGACAACACUUAUUUGUCAACAAACCGCAAUAUGCACAAACAAAAAGGUUCAAACAGCCUUUAUUUUUACUUGGACAGGUACAAAAUUCAGUACUUUUAUCAGUACCAACCUAAUUCCGUCAGUACUACCAGAUACCGAUUCACGUGUAAAAUCAAACAGUACCAUAUUUUGUUAACUUUGUCGUGUUAAGCGAGGCACUCAGAGCGGAUUAUGCCAAAUUGCCUGUCAGUAAUGUGACAAUUUUUCUUGCCAACAAAGCAAGUAGAAAAAAUUGCUAGUGUUGAAUUGGUACCAUAGGGGUUGAAAUGUAACAGGGAGCCAUCCCUAAUUGUCGGCCAUCAAUGUGUAAACAAUGGUAAGUUUCUGUUAUGUCAACAGCCGCUAAUGUCAACAGUCUGAGUGGCGUCAACAUAAACGGGUUCCACU